UUUAAGAUUUUUUAACAAAUAAAAAUAAAUUCAAGAUUCAGUAUCAAAAGGGUCGAAAAAAAAUUAAAACUGUUCAACGCAUUCAGCUAGCAGAAGCAUGGCCGAAAAUUUUCUCAUAAUCUUGCUUCAGUUACUAGUUAUCAUGUGUUCAUCCCAUGGAAGAGAAUUGGGUGGUGGAACCAAAAACAAUAUGAAUCAUCAUAUGAUGAAUAAUCAUCAUGACAUAGACCCUUCUCUAAUGGUGUUCUUGACAAUGAAGGAUUUGAAGGUAGGUCAAAGGAUGCCAAUUUAUUUUCCAAAGAGAGACCCUUCAACUUCACCUAAGCUAUGGCCAAAACAAGAAGCCGAUUCACUUCCUUUCUCGUUGGAAAAACUCCCACAACUCCUCCAACUCUUUGGCUUCGCCCGCGAUUCUGCGCAGGCGAAAGCCAUGGAAGAUACCCUGAGGGAAUGUGAGAGCAAGCCCAUCAAAGGGGAGGUCAAGUUCUGUGCAACUUCCUUAGAUUCCAUGCUUGAUUUCGCUCAAAGCAUUCUGGGAAAAGAUUCCGGGUUUCGAGUACUUUCGACUUCUCACAAGACUAAGUCUAGUGUGGCUUUCCAGAAUUAUACAAUGUUGGAAGACAUUAAAGAGAUGGAAGCUCCGAAGAUGGUGGCUUGUCACACCAUGCCUUACCCUUAUGGUGUUUUCUAUUGCCAUAGCCAGACAACUCAGAACAAGGUUUAUAGUGUGCCACUUGAAGGUGACAAUGGUGAUAAGGUGGAAGCUAUCGUUGUUUGUCAUUUGGAUACUUCGGAAUGGGCUUCUUCUCAUCCUUCAUUUCAAGUUCUUGAUGUUAAGCCUGGAACCUCUUCGGUGUGCCACUUUUUCCCUGCCGAUAAUCUCAUCUUCAUUCCAAAAGUACUUCAAUCCCAUGCUGGAUUUACCUCCAUGUGAUGUUAGCAAUGAAAGUGUGUUUCACUUAAUUUCAUAAUAAAACUUGUCCUUUUAUUAUUAUUAUUAAAUAAAAAGUAAUUCUUAUGUUAA
Molecule: messenger RNA, 1024 nt
Organism: Arachis ipaensis
Lineage: Eukaryota; Viridiplantae; Streptophyta; Magnoliopsida; Fabales; Fabaceae
Product: BURP domain-containing protein BNM2A
Source: RefSeq, a predicted model, not a curated record